This is a messenger RNA of Danio rerio (zebrafish), 4447 nucleotides long. The record is from RefSeq and is a predicted model, not a curated record. Lineage: Eukaryota; Metazoa; Chordata; Actinopteri; Cypriniformes; Danionidae.
CCAGGAAGAGACAGAUGUGUGGUUUCUCCUCUCCGCCAUGUACUGAUUUUUAUUCAGAAUUUAUUGACAAUCAAAAGGGGGAAAAAUCAAGUAGGGACUAGUGGAGAAAGAAGACAAACUCUUCACUCAGGGUUUUAAAGAACUUUGCUUCUGAACGGGCAGCAGAUAUUUGUGAUUCUUGUGGUUAAUUUUUGAAGCAUUGGACAGAAAGUGAAAGUACUUUGCUGGAGCUCAAACAGGGAAAAUGGCUUCCCUAUCAGAGGAGGAUUUUUCUUGUCCUAUGUGUCAUGACAUUUUUAAGGAUCCAGUAGUUUUAUCUUGUAGUCACAGUUUUUGUAAAGAAUGUCUUCAACAGUUCUGGAAAACCAAGAAAACUCAGGAGUGUCCCGUCUGUAGGAGAAGAUCCUCAAAAGAUUUUCCUCCCUGUAACCUUGUGUUAAAAAACUUGUGCGAGUCAUUUUUAAAGGAGAGGAAAUAUGGAUGUUCGUCAGAGGAGAUCUGUAGUUUACAUGGUGAGAAACUCAAACUCUUCUGUCUGGAGGACAAACAGCUGAUGUGUGUUGUGUGUGUUACUUCAAAACAACAUGACAAUCACAAAUUUAGACCCAUCGGUGAAGUAGUUUCAUCACAUAAGAAAGAUCUCAAUACAGCACUGAAGUCCUUACAGGAGAAAAUUAAACACAAUAAAGACAUUAAAGAAGAGUUUGAGAAAACCAUUCAACACAUCAAGACUCAAGCCGAUGACACUGAGCAUCAGAUUAAACAGCAGUUUGAGAAGCUUCAUCAGUUUCUCCGAGAUGAAGAAGAAGCUACAAUCACUGCACUGAGAGAGGAAGAGGAGCAGAAGAGGCAGGUGAUGAAGGAGAAGCUGGAGGAGAUGAACACACACAUCUCAGCUCUUUCAUGCACGAUCAGAGACACAGAGGAGAUGCUAAAAGCCAAUGGCGUCUGCUUUCUGAAGGAGUUUCCAGGCUCAAUGAAAAGAGUCCAGAUCUCACAGCCGGAUCCACAGACGCCUUCUGGAGCUUUGAUUAAUGUGUCUCAGUACUUGGGGAACCUGCAGUACAGAGUCUGGAGGAAGAUGCAGGACAUCGUCCACUACACUCCUGUGAUUCUGGAUCCGAACACUGCAAAUCCACAUCUUAUCUUGUCAGAUGAUCUAACUAGCGGGAGAGGGACUGGGAACAGACAACCUCUACCUCCUAAUCCCGAGAGAUUCGACUGGUAUUUCUGUGUUCUGGGUUCAGAGGGGUUUAACUCAGGGAAACACAGCUGGGAUGUGGAGGUUAAAGACAACUCAGGCUGGGGUCUUGGAGUAACUACAGCAAUAAACCAUUGUAAGGGGCGAGUUUUUUAUAACACUGGUGUCUGGUGUGUGUGGUAUCAUUCAGACGAACAGACUAAAUGGGCUGGUUUUCGUGUUAAAGAGAAGCUUGAGCGUGUGAGGGUUUCACUAGACUAUGACAGUGGAAUGGUGUCUUUCUCUGAUCCUGUAGCUAAAACACAUCUACACACAUUCACAACCACCUUCACUCACUCAGUCUUUCCAUUCUUCAAUUGUGGGUUGUCUUCCUUUCUGAGGAUCUUACCAUUGAUUAGUCAGUAAUGCAGGAUUUAUACUGUGGGAUUUUCAGAACUCUUGGAUCACCAUUGUUUUCACACUGCGUGACUACACUAGAAAUAAUUGCACACUGAAGGAAAUGACUAAUUAAUUUACUCUCAUAAUUUUUUUAUUGUAAUAUUAAGUGUGAUGGACAACUAGAAUAAUUUAGAGAUAUUUAAUGUUUACAGGUUUACUUGAUGUAAUAAAUUAAAUGAGUAAAGAGAGUUUAAUAUUCAUAUUAAUUAAUUUGUAAUAUUUGAACAUUUUCAAAUUUUUGCAAACCUAGUAAUAUUAAGUAAUUUUUUUAAAUGGAUGUGGCGUAAUGGAUGUGUAAAUCCCAGCAUGCUUUGCAUGGGAUUGAAUUAAGAGGAAAAUAUUUUGAAAAUGAAAACAAUAUUAGGUGUUUAAAUUUGAGAAAGAGUUGUCAGAGUUUGAUAUUCAUUAGUUUGAAAACUCUCAAUACCUUAGACCAGCGGUCUAAACUGGGGUGCGUGAACCCGUAGGGGUACACAGAUUGAUCACCAGGGGUGCGUGAGAGAAUGUUUGUAAUAGCGGAAAGAUUUUAUCCAUUUAUCUUAGGUAAACUUCACUAGAAAAGUCAUUUAGAGAGAAAGAAAAAAAAUCACAUUACAAAUUGUAAUUUACAACCUAUGUAUACUCACUCAUCUCACGGCUCCAGGUCUGCGUCACAAUAGCCGCGCCCCUUUCACAUUAGGUGCUAAGUGAUGGUACAUUCGUAAUUUUUUUCCCUAACUAUAUUCAUCAAAACAGACACCUGGUUAAAAACUGCCACUUUAAAGAAGUCAAAUAACAGUACUGAUGAACCAUCUACAUCGGCCUCUUCUGUGGAGAUGUACAGCGGCCUUGAAUAUAUGAACUCAGAGGAUAACGAACAAGUUGAAGAGGCACGGGCAGGAACAGGGAAAUCCACCAAAGAUGUACUGAUGAAGAGAAUAAGGCCUACACUUGAGAGUGAGAAAAUGUCAAGUAAGAAGCGUAAAUAUAGUGACAGUGAUUUCAGGUUUACAUGGAUUGAAAAAGCAAAAAAUCCAAAUCCGCUAUAUCUUGUCUGUGGUGAGGUUUUAGGUAAUAGCAGUCUUAAGCCCUCAUACGUAUACAGUCCGGCACUUACAAAGUUUAAUCAGAGAUAGGGGUGCUUGACAGGUGUCAAAUAUUAGAAAGAGGAGCACAUAGCAAAAAGUUUGGGAACCACUGCCUUAGAGAUAGCCAAGCAUUAAAGUCGUUCACCGAUGAAAAACAGGCGCCAACUUAAAUGUCAAAGGAAAGGAAGCUGUAAUCUGAUUGGAUGACAGUUAAGGCGCAUUGUGUUGUCUUCUUUUUUUCCUUCUUUUUCUCUCUUUAGUUUUUAUUUAACCUUCAAAUAAGAAUCAGCCAUUUUCAACUUCCAUUGUUAAUUAUAUAUGAUAUAUCCAAGCAUAUAAUAAACUAAAUAGUACAAAAUAUUAAUAAUAACAUGAAUAUUACAAAUAAAAUACAACCAGGGGGUCAAUAGAUAUAGGCGGUGGCGUAGCGAAAAAUGCUACAACCCCCACCCCCAGCUAAAGAGCGUGGGGAGGUUGGGGGGGGGGGGGGGUUCUGGGGGCUGCUCCGACACAGGCUUAUUGUAAAAAUUGCAUCCCCCAUAUACAUUUCUGGACAACACGAAUUAUAGCCAGAGGUAUGUAUGCCUGCAUUUUGUCGUUAAAACGAACACUGCAGGGCAGUAUGAUCACAUAACAUGAGUGUAGCAAACAACCAAUCACAUGACACACGAAUGCAGCGAACAGCUAAUUACAGAAGUGUAGCGAACAACCAAUCAAACGAGUGCAGAAAACAGCCAAUCACACGGGUGCAGCAAACAGCUAUUAGCGCCAUCCUUUCUAUUUUUUAUAUACCAGUAAAGAAUAUUGAUUAAUUUCACUAACCCUACAAAUGACAACUAUAUAUGACAUACCAUUAGUGUGUGCAGUAUCAUGCUGUGAGUAGUAGCACUACAGUACAGUAGUUAACUGCUAACACUCCUGCCAGUUACUCAUUGUAAUUUUAAGUAUAUAACCGUUAGUCACUGCUACUGCUCUAUUACAGUAAUUCGACUGGCAACACUGUAAAAUGCCUAGUAAGAUUUCACAGUGUGGUUUACAGAAAACUAAGUGUACAUACUGCACAUACAUAUUAAAACAACAGGAUUAAUAUUGUUACAGCCAUAAAAAACAUUAGGACCAUUUGUAUUUUUUUCAUAUUAUUGAUAUAUUGUUUAUUUUACAAAUGACUGUAUUUUAAUAUACAGCUUGCAUAUUUGGGACAUUUCUAUUACAUGUGUGAAGCUCAUAGGUCAAUGUUAUAUGUAUAACGUAUGCGAAAGAGGCAGCUGAGAGUUUUGAGGAAGGGCACAAGCAUCUUUAAAGCCAUACCUAAUGUGAAGCUAAUGAAAGUGUAAAUAGUCCUUAAGUUUGAUUUCCGAGUCUAUUGUAUCCACAAAUAAACGAAGAGUGAACUGUUGCACUACAGGCUUUGGUUUUAUGCAUCAAAUUUUUUGUGCCUGCUCUUAUAGAAAUGGUGGAUAAAGAUGAGGAAUAUAUUAAUCAUUAUAAAUAUAUAAGAUAGGAUUAUGACAUUUAAUACCAACAGGAACUGAAGGUCCUGCUAACUUGUGACAAUGAAAACCCUCUUUGUCUCUGACUACACAUAAAACUUUAAAUUAAUGUGUUAUGUACAUAUUUUUGUUCUUUUGUUUCUUUCAAUACUUGUAUUGUUCUCACUUGUAUUGAAUAAACUUUCAGAAUAUUUACCAACCCAUCGUUUAAGCACUCAGAAUUACAAUAAAAAAUCUAUGCUCAGCAUGAA